AUGGAAAAAGAGUUGGAUCCAGUUGUGAUAAAGGCUACGCAAACAACACUUGGAAAAUAUGUGAAACGUCCACCGCUAAGCGAAAAGUUGUUAAAAAAACCACCAUUUAGGUUCUUACAUGAUAUUGUUACAAAUGUUUUAAAGACUACAGGUUUCUUUGAAGGAUUAUUUGAAGAAGAAGAGUUGAUAUCCGAGAAUGUCAAAGAUAGAGAAAGUAAAAUUUUAUUUCUGAAUAAAGUAAUAGCAGUAGUGGGUUCAACGACAGGCAGAGCACUUUCAGUUAAAUCUUCUAAAAUUGUAGCAGGCCAAGAACCCGAAAAGACGAAUGAACUACUGCAGUAUUUAGCACAGGCAUUAGACAAAAAAUUAUCGUCUAAAGAUGCAGUUCAAAAAUACAAAGAAAGUGUUAGUAUAUCAACGAAAUCGGAGGAUAAAAAAUCGAAAGAACCAUCCAGGACACAAAAAAAAACUAGCGAUUCUAAUAAAUUAACAUCCAGAAGCAAUGAAAAAUUAACAACUAAAAAGGAGCCUAGCACUCGAACCUCUAAUAGAAAUGAUGAAAAAAUAAAUGUUAAUAAAUCAAAAUCAAAAGAGAAAAGUAAUAAUAUGACACAAUCUCCUCCCAAAAAAACAACCAAAUCUGUUUCUAAGAAGCCAUCAAUAGAAAAAAUAAUACAUGAAAAUAAGAGUAAUAGUGAAUUACCCAAUACUACUGAAAAUGAACUGAAGUCCAAUAGUUCUAGUGAAAUCACUAUUGUAGCGAAGCAAGAUGAAAUAAAUGAAAAUCCAUCACUAAAUUUAAAUCAUAAGGCUUUAACGGAGUCAAAAGGACACAAUCUUGAUAUGUCUUAUUCAGCAGUAGAUAAUUUGAAUUCAUCUCUACCGUCACAAGAUUUAGUGGAAAACGAAAAUAGUAAAACAAAUGAAGACUUUGUUAAUAGUAAUACUAAUGUAAAAUCAGAAGUAGAAAACAUUGAAUUUCAAAAUGAGAAAACGAAUGAAAAUAUCAGUUAUGAUAUUAAUAUACAUGGUAGUAAAAACAGUACUCUUGCUGAUACUGUAACUGAUAAUCAAGUAGAAAGUACAGAUGAAGUUUUAACAAAAACUAACACUCAGGAAAAUAUAGCUCCAGUAAAAGUGAAAAAUAUAGUUAGACCCUUAAGCGUCCGACCAUCUUCAUCUAGACCGGGCGCACCAAGGCUUAGAGAUAAAUAUGACAAUAUUUCAUCUGAAACAGAAAAUAUCCUCGUGGGUAAAGUGAAUAUAAUUGUUGAAAAUGCAGCAAAUGAAGAUGAGGAAGACACAAGUAUAAUGAUUGUUGAUCAAGAAUUGGAUUCUUCCCAAACUGGACAAGAUGAACAAGAACAGAUGCAAGCAUCGUUUAAUCAUCACGGCCACUUAGUCCAACAAAUACUAAAUUCACAAAAAGAAUAUUCACAAUUGUCGGGAAAAACUGAAAUUGAAUGGGAAUUUGGAGCUCAAAAGGCUAGAGAUGCUGUAAAUAAAGAAAUAGAACAACUAAGAUUUAAUAUCCAAGGUCUAUCGCGAGUAGCCAACCCGCUAGGCAAGCUCUUGGACCAUAUUCAAGAGGACGUUGAAGUUAUGCGACAGGAGCUACAGCAAUGGACAAAAACAUAUGAAGAAGCUUCCAAAGAGCUUUCAAAACAGAAAGCGGCUAAUGAAGAUUCUUUGUUCCCUUUGACUACAAAAGUGAAACAACUCGAUGCAGACAUAGUGGAGAAACAUGACAAAAUUAAUGAUCUCAAAGUAGUAAUACAUAAAAACUCAACUAGAAUCGAAAAAUUACUAGCUAAUGGGAAUGUGCAAUGA
This is a messenger RNA of Chilo suppressalis (striped riceborer), 1830 nucleotides long. NCBI's taxonomy places the organism in Eukaryota, Metazoa, Arthropoda, Insecta, Lepidoptera, Crambidae. The record is from the annotation of a GenBank genome assembly.